Messenger RNA from Metarhizium brunneum ARSEF 3297, 510 nucleotides. The record is from RefSeq and is a predicted model, not a curated record. Lineage: Eukaryota; Fungi; Ascomycota; Sordariomycetes; Hypocreales; Clavicipitaceae.
AUGGCCAAGAAAUUAUCCCCUACAGCCUUCACAAAAGCCGUAAUGCGGUCGUUCAUGGCCGACUCAGGCCUAGAACCGAGCAACCCCCCCGCCAAACCUAACAAAGUCCAGCUGCGCAUUGUAAGCGCGCAACCCGGCCGCGUCGACUUCGAGCUUGACAUCCACAAAGACCACACAAACCGUCUUAGCACUCUCCACGGCGGCACGCUCGCCAGCCUAGUCGACCUCGGGGGCUCGCUGGCCGUCGCCUCCACGGGCCGCUUUGCGACCGGCGUCUCGACAGACUUGAACGUCACGUACCUUGCGCCUGGUGGGAAACCGGGCGACCUCCUCAGGGGCACGGCCACCUGCGACAAGAUUGGCAAGACGCUCGCGUUUACGACGGUCACAUUCACCAACGGCAAGGGCCAAUUAGCUGCCAGGGGCAGCCAUACAAAGUACGUCGCUGGCACCAUGGGCCCAGACGGCCCGUACGUUGCACCGCCCGAGUUUUCCGAAGAUGUAGACUAG